AUGAAAAUAGUUUUCCUGUGGGACUAUCGCUGUCGCCUCAUCGAUACAUCAUCAGCUGAACUGUGUCGAGGCGAACCCAUCGACUUCACCAAAACUCCAGAUGGUUGGUCUCGCAAUCCCGGUCGUUUCUUUCCUGAUUUGAUCAAAGAAUCAUCAUUACCAACGUUUCCUCCUCCUCCAUUUACAGUCCUUUCUAUUCCACAAACCGGAGUACCUGCAUAUUUAUUGGCACCAUCAGAUGUAACAAGAUGGAAAUUUACCAAGAACGCCAUGGAACGAUUAAAACUCGAUUUCUCACCUUCCAUUGUUUCCUCCGACGAACGAAAAUCUGAUCUUUGGAUUUCAUCAGGUGAUGCACUUGCUGCUCUUCUUUCUGGUGUGAUUACACGUGCCCGAAAAAAUAGCAAAGUAUCAAGAUCGUAA
Adineta ricciae is the source of this 423-nucleotide messenger RNA. NCBI's taxonomy places the organism in Eukaryota, Metazoa, Rotifera, Eurotatoria, Adinetida, Adinetidae. The record is from the annotation of a GenBank genome assembly.